Messenger RNA from Trichoderma aggressivum f. europaeum, 1668 nucleotides. RefSeq lists its product as uncharacterized. Lineage: Eukaryota; Fungi; Ascomycota; Sordariomycetes; Hypocreales; Hypocreaceae. Gene Ontology annotation, cellular component: cytosol; cytoplasm. Gene Ontology annotation, molecular function: protein-macromolecule adaptor activity; ubiquitin protein ligase binding. The transcript has a single exon. The record is from RefSeq and is a predicted model, not a curated record. Bases 1 to 1668 code for a protein of 555 amino acids. Gene Ontology annotation, biological process: ubiquitin-dependent endocytosis.
AUGUCCAUCAAAAUCGUGCUGAAUAACCAGCCCGAGUUCUACACCAACCUCGACGUCAUCUCAGGCAAGGUCUUUUUGACUUUGCCAAAGAGCGAGCAGAUCGGCAGCAUUGUCGUCAAACUCGAAGGAGAGUCCGGCACAGCUCUACAGGUCCCAAGAAAUUACGGCUACGAACCGGGCGUUAAUCGGAAUGGCCCGCCACCGGGGCCUCCGGGCAGCAUCGUGGGUGAAAACCACAAGAUCCUCUACAAACUAGUAAAGGUGUUCCCAGACGAGUACUACGAAAGCUCAUCCAGUCCGUAUGGAGCAUAUCCCCUCGAUCCCGGCCAGCACCAGUUUCCCUUCACGUUCAAGCUACCCAUCAACAAUGCCUGCAGCAAUCCCGAAGCCAUGGCCAGGAUUGGUGGCCUGGGCGGUGUUGGAGGCUAUGGAUCAGGCGGCGGCCUCUUUGGGCUGGGCGGAGUCCGUGUCAUGGACGGUUCGAAGCAGCUGUUUCUACGGCACGUUACCGCGACUCUUCCUCCCUCCCUAACAGGCUUUCCUAUGCAAGCAGAAAUCCGGUACUACAUCAAGGUCACGAUUCAGCGACCAGGGCUGCUCAAGGAAAACUGGCGCUAUCACAUUGGGUUCAAAUUUCUGCCCAUUGAACCGCCGCGACCUCCCAUCACUGGCCAGGAAGCUUUUGCCCGACGGCCCUUUUCUUUUACGCCUAGGGCAAAGGGACAAAAGAAACGAAGUUCAUUAUUCAGCAGCAAAAAGGCCAAUGAAGCUCUGGCCGGUGCUGACGGUGAUUCUCCAACGCCACCAUCAGUAGAGAUUUCAGCUCGGGUGCCGCAUCCAUCAGUUCUCACGUGCAAUAAGCCUGUCCCACUCCGGCUCAUCGCAAAGAAGCUCGUAGAAAGCAGUGAACAAAUCUACCUGGUAUCGUUCCAGAUGGACCUGAUUGGUGUGACGGAAAUCCGUGCGCAUGGGCUGUUCAACCAAAAAGUCAACCGCUGGGUUGUCGCCUCCUUUACAGACCUCCACAUCCCAGUAUGUGCUCCGGGAGAUGAAGUCGGCAAAGAAGUAACGCUCCCAGACGAGCUCUGGAGAAACAGGCCGCUUCCAAACACCGUUGCCCCCUCCUUCAACACUUGCAACCUUACUCGAAGAUAUGAAAUAGAACUCAAGCUAGGUGUGAGCUGGGGCGACCCAAAGGCGGGCUCCAUGACGAGGGACCCCUUUGCGCAGCCCCAGACCAUCUAUCUGCCUCUUCAUUUCGCAAACAUUGAUGUCUUUUCUGGCAUUUCACCACCUCCUGAGCUUCUGAAAGCUGCUCGAAAUACACGACCAGGUGAAAUCACCAUGUCUCGGCCUCCUCGUCUACCUUCCCGACCUUCUGCCACCGAUACCAACAACUCGAACGCUGCUUCCAGGCCUCAGCGACGGCCAAGUCAGGCGAAUCAACCGAGCCAGCCAGCCAUGCCUCCAAGACCUCCUCAAGAUCCUCUGUACCCCCCACAGCUACCCCCUGGCGACAUUCCUGCUUACGAGGACGUCCCACCACCAAGCUACGAUGAAGCCAUGGCAGAGAACUUAUCAGGGCCGUUUGACGGCUUACGGCCCCGACCAGCUUAUAGCGGCGUAACGAACGAGAAUGCGCCCAGUCAGAUGCCAGAAAAGAGCUAG